AUGCCCGAGCUUCAUCGAAAGAGCCCACCACACCCCCACUUGGCCUCGCUCGACGAGUACCACAAGUUGUACCGCCAGUCUGUCGAGGACCCAAACGCUUUCUUCGGCGAACAGGCCAGAAAACUCUUGCUGUGGUCCCGCCCCUUUGACCACACCCGUUACCCCCACGACAAAAAGAAUGACUUUGUCGACGGCGACUUGCCUGCGUGGUUUGUCGGUGGCCAGUUGAACGCGUGCUACAAUGCCGUGGACCGUUGGGCCAUUGAGCAGCCAGACAAGGCCGCCAUCAUCUACGAAGGCGACGAGCCCGACACGGGCUACACCAUCACCUACGGCGAGUUGCUCAAGCAGGUGUCCAAGUUGGCCCAGUGCUUGGUGCGCUUGGGCGUCAAGAAGGGCGACACCGUCGCGGUCUACAUGCCCAUGGUGCCUGAGGCUGUGGUCACUCUUUUGGCCAUUAUCCGUAUUGGUGCCGUCCACUCGGUUGUUUUCGCUGGUUUCUCCUCCACCUCCCUCAAGGACAGAAUCGUCAAUGCCAACUCCAAGCUUGUCAUCACCGCCGACGAGUCCAAGCGUGGUGGAAAGACCAUCGAGACAAAGAAGAUUGUCGACGAUGCCCUCAAAGACUUGCCCGAUGUGAGGAACGUGCUUGUUUUCAAGCGUACUGGCUCCAACUUGUGGUGGCACGAGGAGCUCUCCAAGUACGGCAACUACUUCCCUCCUGUGCCAUGUGACUCUGAGGACCCAUUGUUCUUGUUGUACACCUCCGGCUCUACUGGUAAGCCCAAAGGUGUUCAGCACAAUGUCGCUGGUUACUUGUUGGGUGCUGCCUUGACCGCCAAGUACACUUUCGACUUGCACAAAGAUGACAUUCUCUUCACCGCUGGUGACAUUGGCUGGAUCACAGGCCACACCUACGUGGUCUACGGUCCCUUGCUCAAUGGUGCCACUACUGUUGUCUUUGAAGGUACUCCAGCCUACCCUGACUUCUCCCGCUACUGGCAGGUGGUUGACAAGUGCAAGGUCACCCAAUUCUACGUGGCUCCCACCGCGUUGCGUUUGUUGAAGAGGGCUGGUACCUCUUUCGUCGAGAAGUACAAGUUGGACACCAUCAGAGUCUUGGGUACCGUUGGUGAGCCUAUCGCUGCCGAGGUCUGGCACUGGUACAAUGACAACGUUGGCCGUGGAAAGGCUCACAUUGUGGACACCUACUGGCAGACUGAGUCUGGCUCUCACUUGUUGACCCCAAUGGCCGGUGUCACCCCAACCAAACCUGGCUCGGCCUCCUUGCCUUCUUUCGGUGUCACCGCUCACAUCUUGGACCCCAUCACCGGUGAGGAAUUGAAGGAGAACGGUGUCGAGGGUGUCUUGGCUAUCAAGGAUGCUUGGCCAUCCAUUGCCAGAGGUAUCUACAACGAUUAUGCUCGUUUCGUGGACACCUACUUCUCCUCGUACAAGGGCUACUACUUCACUGGUGACGGUGCUGCUCGUGACAAGGACGGUUUCUUCUGGAUCUUGGGCCGUGUUGAUGAUGUUGUCAACGUCUCUGGUCACAGAUUGUCCACUGCCGAGAUCGAGGCUGCGCUCAUUGAGCACCACAUGGUGGCCGAGAGUGCUGUUGUGGGAUACGCUGACGACUUGACUGGUCAGGCUGUUGCUGCUUACGUUUCCUUGAAGUCGACUUUCAGACCUGAGGACAAGGAGACUGUGGACAACGUCAAGAAGGAAUUGAUCUUGACGUUGAUCUUGUUGGUGGAUGACUUGCCCAAGACGCGUUCUGGUAAGCUCAUGAGAAGAAUCUUGCGUAAGGUGUUGGCUGGCGAGGAGGACCAGUUGGGCGAUAUCUCGACCUUGUCGAACCCUGGUGUUGUUUCUCAGAUCAUUGAAAUUGUGAAGCAGUCCAGAAGAUAA
Molecule: messenger RNA, 1911 nt
Organism: Candidozyma duobushaemuli
Lineage: Eukaryota; Fungi; Ascomycota; Pichiomycetes; Serinales; Metschnikowiaceae
Gene: ACS1
Product: acetate--CoA ligase 1
Exons: 4
Coding region: 1-1911 (636 amino acids)
Cellular component (GO): cytosol
Molecular function (GO): acetyl-CoA synthetase activity; AMP binding
Source: RefSeq, a predicted model, not a curated record